Sclerotinia borealis F-4128 is the source of this 3081-nucleotide messenger RNA. Lineage: Eukaryota; Fungi; Ascomycota; Leotiomycetes; Helotiales; Sclerotiniaceae. The record is from the annotation of a GenBank genome assembly.
AUGUCACCACUCCGACUCACGAUUGAGAAUGGUCUCUUCCGAGAUUCACAUGGCCGUGAAGUUACCCUUCGUGGAAUAAAUGUUGCUGGGGAUGCCAAGUAUCCCAGCAAUCCAGACCAGCCGUCGCACAUCCUUAAGGACUUUUAUAAUGGAGAUCAUGUUGACUUCCGUUCUCGCCCAUUUCCCCAAGAGGAUGCACAUAUUCAUUUCUCGCGAUUAAAACGUUGGGGUUACAAUACGAUACGUUAUGUUUUCACAUGGGAGGCGAUAGAAUCGGCAGGGCCAGGCAUAUAUGAUGAAGAAUGGAUUCAACACACCAUUGAAAUCCUGCGGCUAGCAAAAAGUUAUGGCUUCUACAUUUUCAUGGACCCCCAUCAGGACGUCUGGUCAAGGUUUUCCGGUGGAUCAGGGGCUCCAAUGUGGACGCUCUAUGCCUGCGGACUCGAUCCUGAAAAGUUCGCUGUGACAGAAGCGGCAGUUGUACACAAUACAUAUCCGGAUCCUGAUAACUUCCCUAAGAUGAUUUGGUCUACAAAUUAUACCCGCUUGGCAUGUCAGACGAUAUUCACGUUUUUCUUCGCGGGUCGGGACUUUGCACCGAAAUGUAUCAUUGAUGGUAAGAAUAUCCAGGAUUACCUUCAGGAUCAUUUCGUAAAUGCCUGCGCCCAUCUCGCAAAACGAAUACACGAAGCAGGAGAUCUCGAGAAUGAUGUGGUAAUUGGCUGGGAAAGCAUGAACGAGCCCAACCGAGGGCUUGUGGGUUGGCCGGAUAUUUCUGCCAUUCCGAGCGAGCAGAAACUACAAAAAGGAACAUCCCCAACUGCAUUCCAAGCCAUGUUGACUGGAUCCGGAAGAGCAUGUGAGAUAGAUACCUGGGAUUUUGGAGGGAUGGGGCCAUAUAAAUCUGGUCGAGUUCUUGUUGACCCUCAAGGAGAGACAACAUGGCUACCAGCUGAUUAUGAUGAGUCGAGAUACAGCUACAAGAGAGACCCUGGCUGGAAGCUGGGGGAGUGUAUCUGGGCUCAGCAUGGCGUAUGGGACCCAUCAACAGAUACCUUGUUAAAGAAAGAUUACUUCAAUAAAAAUCCACGAACCGGGCAAGAACUUAGCUACGAAGAGUUCACAAAUUCAUACUACAUGGAUUACUAUCGAAAACAUCGAGAUGCUAUCAGAGCUCAUCACAAGGACUCGAUUUUAUUCUGUCAGCCUCCAGUAUUGGAAAUACCUCCGUCAAUCAAGGGUACCAAGGACGACGAUCCUCUCAUGGUAUAUGCGCCUCAUUACUAUGACGGAGUCACUCUUAUGACCAAAAAGUGGAAUCGUUAUUGGAAUGUUGAUGUCUUCGGCAUCUUGCGAGGUCGAUAUCUUAGUCCUGCCUUCGCUAUAAAGUUAGGAGAGACAGCAAUCAGGAAUUGUUUCCGUGACCAACUUUCGGCUAUUAGGAAAGAGGGUGAGGAUUAUAUGGGAAAUCAUCCAUGUGUUUUGACUGAAUUUGGUAUUCCCUAUGACAUGGAUGACAAGUAUGCUUACAAGACUGGUGAUUAUUCUAGUCAAUCAGGGGCCAUGGAUGCAAAUCACUUCGCCGUAGAAGGAAGUUCUAUGGCCGGAUACACCCUUUGGCUUUAUAUGUGCGCGAACAAACAUUCGCUCGGCGAUCAAUGGAAUGGCGAGGAUCUUUCAAUUUUUUCCUUGGAUGAUUUACCACUACCGCUCGAAUCCAAUCCGCCAACACCUAGCUCAUCAAGCUCAUCACUGGUAGACCAUAGGGAUGGACCCAAUACCAAACAACAAAACUCAGACGAGUCAACUGUAAACCCAGGUAAUUUAAAAGCAACAUUGAAAACUCCCUCAAUUUUGUCGAAGCAAACUGAUAGCCCCCCUGAACUCACCAAUUCACCUGGUUACCGAGCCGCCGAAGCCUACGUUCGCCCAUCGCCCAUCGCAACCGCUGGUAAGAUUCUUAGUUACGGCUUCGAUCUCCGAAAUUGUAUCUUUACAUUCCGACUCCAUGCUGGCGAAGCAGCCCCCGAAGACACGCCAACUGAAAUCUUCCUCCCCGAAUUCCAUUUCCCGAAAAAUAAAUGUGAUGUUGAAGUUAGUGCAGGGAAAUGGACGAUUAGUACGGAUGAUGAAGAUGGAGGCAUGAUACAGAGACUUAAAUGGUGGCAUGCAGAGGGUGAGCAUUCUAUUAAAGUUACUGGGGUGGUGAGGCCACAGAAUAUGAAGUUAGGAAAGGAGGAGGAAGAGGGUUAUUAUGAGCAGUGUCAGCAGAAUACUCUCCUCUUCGGGAGCACCCUCAGCACCUCACACUUCCCACUCCCCACCCCCGCUUUCCUCCUACCCAUCCUAUCCCCCCCCUCCCUCCGACCUCCUCACCACCCUCACCACCCUCCCCCCUUCCCCUCCCUCCUCGCCACCACCAAACACCGACUCCUCUGCACCCCCCUCACCCAACCCAACUUUCUCCUCCCAACCACGCACUCCUUCCCCCCUUCCCUCUCCAACCCCUUACUUCAAACCCAACUCCUCCCCUUCGAUAUCCCCGUCCAAGUCCUCGAUAUCCACGACAUUGGCCGUUCCAAGGGUGAUUUAUUACUCGCUUUACAAUCCGAGCGACUUGGCGAGCGCGUUUCCGGUCGCGAGGUCAUUCGUGUUCUUGAUGAGCCUUCGCAGCCUUCACAAUUUGAUCUUGGAUCUUCUGCUUCUACGCAAUUUUCCCGGCAAAAUCAAAAUCAAAAUCAAAACCAGCAAACCUCCUCCCCCGGCCCCUUCAAACUCCUCCUCCAAGACCACACCGGCGCCCUCAUCUACGGCAUAUACAUCUCUACAUCCACCACCCCCCCAACCGCAAACACAGCCCUCCAAAUCGGUUUCCCGCCCAUAAUGCACAUAGGGAGCAAGAUGAUGUUGCGGCGCGGAACGCGAGUUUGUAGGGGCUUGGUAUGGUUAGAGAAGGAGACGUGUGUUGUGUUGGGGGGACGGGUGGAGGCGUUAGAUCGGGUUUGGAGAGAGGGGUGGGAGGCGAGGGUUAGGGGGGAGGUGGAGAGGGAAGUGGAGAGGGAGAGGGAAGCGGGUGCUUGA